AAUGCAACGUCAUCGGCAUCGAGGAGGAGGUCGAGAAGAAGAAGAAGUUUUCGAAUUUGUUUUUAUUUCUUUGACUUUAAAAUAAAAAAGACUUAAAAAAAUGGCCAGCGUCUCGUACCACAUCGCCAAUCUGCUGGAGAAGAUGACCAGUACGGAUAAGGACUACAGGUUUAUGGCAACAAAUGAUCUAAUGACAGAACUCCAGAAAGAUUCCAUCAAGCUUGACGACGAUUCCGAGCGCAAAGUUGUGAGAAUGCUGCUGAGAUUACUGGAAGACAAAAAUGGAGAAGUACAGAACCUGGCAGUCAAAUGUUUGGGGCCUUUAGUGAACAAAGUGAAGGAGUUUCAUGUUUAUUCAAUUGUGGAGUCCCUUUGUGACCACAUGGUCAGCGACAGGGAACAGCUAAGGGACAUGUCUUCCCUUGCUCUCAAGACCGUGAUCAAUGAGCUGCCAGCUUCUUCCACAGCACUAGUCGCCAACAUUUGUAAGAGAGUAACAGAUAGACUGUCAGAAGCAAUAGUAAGGCAAGAGGAUGUUAGUGUUCAACUGGAGGCGCUAGAUAUCUUGGGUGACCUGUUGGCGCGAUUUGGCUCUCUCCUCGUCUCUUUCCACCCUAAUAUUCUGGACGCACUUCUGCCACAGUUAGCGUCUCCGCGUCUAGCUGUCCGAAAGCGCACCAUCGUUGCCCUUAGUCACUUAGUUGUUUCAUGUUCUCCGCAAAUUUAUGCCAGACUUAUGGAUUUCUUAAUUGAAGAACUAGCUAAGAAUUCUUCCAUGUCUACAACAAGAACUUACAUUCAGUGUAUAGCUGCAAUCAGUCGUCAGGCUGGCCACAGAUUUGGUGAAUACCUGGAGCGCGUCAUGCCCCUUAUUGUUCAGUAUGUGGCCGUUGAUGAUGAUGAACUUAGGGAAUACUGCAUCUCUGCAUGUGAAGCCUUCACCUUGCGCUGCCCUAAGGAAAUUACACAUCAUUUAGCCACGAUUGUUGAAAUGUGCCUGAAGUAUAUCACUCAUGAUCCUAAUUAUAAUUAUGAUGAUUAUGAAGACGAUGAAGGACAGAUGGAUAUGGAUGAAGAUGACGAUGGGGAAGAAGAUGACGAAUAUUCAGAUGAUGAUGACAUGUCUUGGAAGGUACGACGUGCAUCUGCCAAAUGUCUUGAAGCUGUGAUUUCAACCAGGCAUGAAAUGCUGAUAGAGUUCUACAAAACUGUUUCACCACAGUUAAUUCAGAGAUUCAAAGAGCGAGAAGAGAACGUCAAGGUUGACAUUUUCCACGCAUACAUGGCUCUCCUGCGUCAAACGCGGCCAUCUCUCAGUCUCAGCCUUGAUCCUGAUGCCAUGGAACAAGAGGAAGGAACCAUUUCUAUGCUAAAGCAGCAGGUCCCAGCUUUGGUGAAAGCUGUGCAUCGACAGAUGAAGGAGAAGAGUAUCAAAACCCGACAGGGCUGCUUCGCACUGCUAACAGAACUAGUUCAAGUAUACCCUGGGGCCCUCACCCACCACAUUCCUGCACUUAUUCCUGGAAUUCAGUUCUCUCUCGGAGACAAAAAUAGCAGCAGUAACAUGAAGAUUGACACCUUGGCAUUCGUACACUGCCUGCUGGUGCACCACAGUGGAGAAGUGUUCCAUCCCCACAUUGGUGAACUCCUUCCCCCAGUUGUGACUUGUGUAGCGGAUCCCUUCUAUAAGAUCACUGCAGAGGCACUGCUUGUCUUACAACAGAUUGUGAAGGUCAUCAGGCCUCUUGAUUUAGCUUCCUGCUUUGACUUCACUCCAUAUACUGGAGACCUCUACCACUGCACACUUGCCAGACUCCGUGCUGCUGAUCUUGACCAAGAGGUUAAGGAAAGGGCCAUUGCUUGUAUGGGCCAGAUCAUCUCACAUCUUGGUGAUCAUUUGCAGGGAGAGUUGGGAACCUGCUUACCAAUCUUCUUAGACCGCCUCUGCAAUGAAAUCACACGCCUCACCACCGUCAAGGCCCUCACAAAAGUGGCUGCAUCGCCCUUGAGAAUUGACCUCCGACCCAUCCUUGGGGACGCCUUACCAGUAUUAGCUUCUUUCUUGAGGAAGAAUCAGAGAGCGCUGAAAUUAGCCACACUAACUCUCCUGGAUACUUUGGUCACGAACUAUUCCUCAGCUCUCAGUCCCCAGAUGCUGGACAAGGUUCUGAUUGAACUCCCACCACUGAUCAAUGAGUCGGACCUUCACAUCGCCCAGUUGUGCCUCACCCUCCUCACCUCCACAGCCAAGCUGCACAAGUCCUCAUUGGCUAAUUUCCUCGAGGUCAUCAUGCCAGAUGUCAUGGCUCUGGUCAGAUCACCACUCUUGCAAGGUGGAGCACUUAAAGCUAUGCAGGACCUCUUUGAGGCAGUUGUCCGUGCCGGACUCCCAGGAGUCGAUUAUCAAGACAUUCUCAAUCAUCUCCUCACUCCACUGGUCUCACCUCAGGCAGCAAAUAUUCAUAAGCAGGCAUAUCACUCAAUGGCUAAGUGUGUGGCAGCUCUGACAAUGACCCAUCCUGGGGAAGCUGUAGAUGUUGUCAACAGAUUCUUGAUGGAUGUGACCAAUCCACGAUCGCCAACAGUCCAGUCCUUCUCUCUCCUUGCUAUUGGAGAAAUCGGAAAGCACAUUGACCUCAGCAGUAUUCCUCAACUCAAGGAUGCUGUGGUGGCAUCCUUUAGCUCACCAUCCGAGGAAGUCAAGUCAGCUGCCUCCUAUGCUUUGGGUCACCUCAGCUGUGGAAAUCUACAAGAGUAUCUUCCAUUCGUUCUCUCUGAGAUUGAGGCCAACCCGAAGAGACAGUAUCUCCUCCUACAUUCCCUCAAGGAAAUCAUCAGCCUACAGAGUAAGAGUGCAGAGGGUGUCAAGGUGUUGCAAGGCUUUGUCAAUGACAUAUGGGCACAGCUCUUCAGACACACAGAGUGUGUUGAAGAGGGAACGCGUAAUGUUGUCGCCGAAUGUUUGGGAAAACUUACCCUCAUCAACCCAUCUGCUCUACUGCCCAAGCUGCAAGAAUCCCUGAAGACUGACUCCCCUAUGAUGAGAACAACCAUUGUUACAGCCAUCAAGUUCACCAUUUCAGAUCAGCCCACAGCCAUUGACAGCCUGCUUCGCCAUAGCAUUGGUGACUUCCUGUCAACACUACAGGACCCAGACCUAAAUGUCCGUCGUGUAGCCUUAGUUGCAUUCAAUUCUGCGGCACACAACAAACCUUCUCUUGUUCGGGAUCUUCUUGACACCAUUCUCCCACAGCUCUACAAUGAGACGAAAGUUAGGAAAGAACUUAUACGGGAAGUCGAAAUGGGUCCUUUCAAACACACAGUUGAUGAUGGUUUAGACAUCAGGAAGGCUGCAUUUGAAUGUAUGUACACACUCCUGGAGACAUGCUUGGACCGCAUCGACAUUUACGUAUUCUUGGAACACGUGGAAGGAGGUCUGCGUGACCAUUACGAUAUAAAGAUGCUGACCUAUCUCAUGCUUACAAGGCUAGCCCAUCUUUGUCCCCAGGCUGUCUUACAGAGACUUGAACGAUUAGUCGAACCGCUGCGCACAACAGUAACCACAAGGGUCAAAGCCAAUUCAGUGAAGCAAGAGUACGAGAAGCAGGACGAGCUGAAGCGAUCGGCUAUGAGAGCUGUGGCCGCCCUUCUCACAAUCCCAGAUGCCGACAAGAACCCACAGUUAUCAGAUUUCGUUGCUCACAUCAAGUCCACACCCGAAUUGCAGUCAUUAUUUGAGUCAAUUCAGCGAGACGCAUGCCCUACACACGAUGCCAUGAUGGAUUUAAGCUGAAUAAAACUAAUGUGUGCAUAAGGGGCUGUUCAUGAUGGAUCAAAAUCAGCAUAGGUUUUUAACUAUACAUACAAAGCCACUUGAAUGCAAUAUGAAGAGCUAUAUUCCAUUCAACUCUUGAAACCUCUGUACAAGUUGAAUGAGACAACUUGUAUGCAUGCAGUAUGGUGUGUCAUUCAUAAUGAAUCCUGACUGAAAUGAAACAAAACAAAAAGCAAAAAAAAAAAUAAUAAUAAUAAAAAAAAAGAGAGAGAGAGAUAAAAGAUAAAAUUGUAUGUAUAACUAGUUGUGGAUCCACACUGAAUGGGAUGUGUAAAGUUUUGUUUAUCAAGCAAGAAGGAAUCUAAUGCAGCCUUGCUGGUGAUUCUUUUAUAGUGAUAAUAUAAUCUGAGGUGAUUUAGGUUCAUCUGUCAGAUUUGUUUUUUCUUCAUCCUCUCAGUAAUUCUUUUUUAUUUUGUGUUGAAACCAGCCUUGUUGGCAAUUUACUCAGUAUUUAAUACCAUCUGCUUGUAUCU
Penaeus indicus is the source of this 4308-nucleotide messenger RNA. RefSeq names its product cullin-associated NEDD8-dissociated protein 1-like (gene Cand1). The record is from RefSeq and is a predicted model, not a curated record. Gene Ontology annotation, biological process: SCF complex assembly; protein ubiquitination. Gene Ontology annotation, cellular component: nucleus. The transcript is spliced from 20 exons. Bases 101 to 3793 code for a protein of 1230 amino acids. Lineage: Eukaryota; Metazoa; Arthropoda; Malacostraca; Decapoda; Penaeidae.